AUGGCCAUAACAGCAUGCAGAGCAUUGCAGUUUCAGUACAUAUGGAUUGAUUCAUUGUGUAUCAUCCAGGAUUCGGAAGAGGACUGGCAAAAAGAGGCAGCGACUAUGCAUCUUGUAUACGGAAACUCUGCCCUGAACAUAUGUAUGCCUGGUGCAGCUACAACAAGAGAUUCAAGGUUGAUAAAGCCAUUGGUCGUCAGACUUGAGCAGGAGGGCGAACCGACAAAAGAGGCCCAUAUGGUCUGUGCGAGAACAUGCCAUCGGGACUUGUUUUUCAGCCCUUUGAGGGAUAGAGGAUGGAUCUUCCAGGAGUUAUCACUUUCAAGACGAUCUCUCAUGUUGGGCUGUGUGCAGCUUUGGUGGCAUUGUCAUGAGCAGCUUGCAUGUGAAACGUUUCCAGAAGGAACAAAUUAUGGCGCCAGAUUUGGGUCCGGAGCGGUUGAGAAGUCGGAACUCAGUGCAAUGAAACUUGGAGACUCGGAGGCAAAGAAUGCUCAUUCGAUCUUACCGUAUGAGAACUGGUGGAACAUGGUGGAACAAUAUGCCUCUUCCAAUCUCACAUACGAGACAGAUAGAGUAAUUGCCUUUUCUGGCGUCGCUCAAGCAUUUCGCCUGUUGCACAAUAUUGAGGGUCAAUAUCUAGGAGGCAUUUGGACUCUCAACCUGCCCGAGGGACUGCUGUGGUAUCGACAUGACUGGGCUGCAUCCCGUUCAAACAGUUACAAGGCACCUUCAUGGAGCUGGAUGUCGGUUGACGGACCUUAUAAUAUGGAUCAUGGUCGCGAGUACGCAACUAGAUUCUGUUGCUCGAUCGAGCAGAUAUAUCUACAUCCCAGGGACGAGAAGCAUGAUACUGGCUUGAUAGACGGUAGUGCUCUUAGAAUCUGUGGACAUCUGGUUGGGCCUGUCGCAAAUGUCCCUUCACUGGAGGAGGACAUCCUAAUGUGCCACGCGAAAACAGAUGAGAAGGCAACUGGCGGGGUUUGCAUGUUGUACGAGGAUGAAGAGGGGGAUGAUAGGGUUCCCUUGAUAUCCUAUGUGGAUGGACUAGAUCAGGAGUCCACACAAGCUGGUCUGGCGUCAGGAGCCCCCCGACAGACAAUAACGUUUUCGGAGGCAAAAGGUUCGAUCUUUUGUUUGCCGAUUGCCUACUGCGACGGCGAUACUGGAGAUAAUGAUGAUCCCCAACUCUGUGGUCUUGUCCUAUACAAUCCUUCCCAUCAACCUGGGAUCUAUCACCGCAUCGGCUAUUACGAGUUGGAUUGCGAAGAAGUUGAAGAUUUUGAAUUCUUAUUGCGAACAGAGCACCCUCUACAAUCAGUCCUUAUUUGUUAA
Messenger RNA from Fusarium poae, 1335 nucleotides. RefSeq lists its product as uncharacterized. The transcript is spliced from 2 exons. NCBI's taxonomy places the organism in Eukaryota, Fungi, Ascomycota, Sordariomycetes, Hypocreales, Nectriaceae. Bases 1 to 1335 code for a protein of 444 amino acids. The record is from RefSeq and is a predicted model, not a curated record.